Messenger RNA from Pundamilia nyererei, 8389 nucleotides. RefSeq names its product piezo type mechanosensitive ion channel component 1 (Er blood group) (gene piezo1). Gene Ontology annotation, cellular component: membrane. The record is from RefSeq and is a predicted model, not a curated record. Gene Ontology annotation, molecular function: mechanosensitive monoatomic ion channel activity. NCBI's taxonomy places the organism in Eukaryota, Metazoa, Chordata, Actinopteri, Cichliformes, Cichlidae. The transcript has 54 exons. Bases 646 to 8358 code for a protein of 2570 amino acids.
AAUCAGCUGAUAUCUGGAGUUCUGUAAUGUGGAAACAUCUGGAGAGAACAAGUCGUAAUUUCACUGCUUUGCAGUCAGGAGUGGCUGCUGAGCGCCACGAGUUUAUUUCAAUUAAUAUCGUUUUUCUAAGUCAUCACAUCAGGAUCAACGCGGUGACCUCUCCACGCCGGUGCUGCGUCACCCUGCGUACGCAGAGGGGCGCUACCUGACCGCGUUAUUAUACGAAUUUUGCCAAACUUGACGUGAGGAGCGGCCUCAGGUACCCCCAAGUACUGACUGACACGGGAGAGUGUGAAAGGGUCAUUAGAAGAAGGACUGAGUGCUGUGAGCGCUCUGCACGAACUUUAACGCGCAGUCAGACUGCGAGAGAGGGAGGCGACUGUGAGCAGCUGCAGUAUGAACGCCCCUCACACGGACCGCCCGUGAAUCACUUUUUCCAUGUGCCGCGGAGCCGCCUCAGCCCGGCCUCCAGCUUUCCCUACAGAAGACCCCCUCCCUCGGCUCAGCGCGAAGCGGAGCUUCAGUGUGAGUGUUCACGUUACGGAGUAACGGCCCGGACAGCGAUCGGCCACCUUAGACCAAAUGGAGUGCGUCUGACAUCGAGCCAGCCUUCGUGCCGUGUGCGCGGCGUUGACGUGCUCUGCCAUGGAUCUUCAGGUGGUUGUCUGGCUCUUCUACUGCCUUCUGCUGCCCUCCGGCCUCUUAACAGCUUGUCUUUUUCGCCUCAACAUCCUGUCAUUGGUUUACUUCUUGUACCUGCUGCUCUUACCGUGGUUCCUGUGUCCCAACAAACACACCAUCAAAGGUCACACAGGACGCUUUAUCAGAGCAAUAUUCUGCACCAGUCUGCUAUUUGUACUGGCUCAUAUCUGCUUCCAGACAGUACUAUACACAUAUCCUCCUCUCAACACUGCAAUAGGUGAUAACUGUUCACAAUGGAAUACCAUAAGCAGACAUAUAGGACUGUCAAGGCUUCCCUUGGAAGACCCUUGGAAAGUGGCACGUCUCCUGUGCCCAGACCUUGGUGUGUGUAUACUUGCAUUGGUAACAGUCAUCCUCUGCAGCAGAUUGGUCAGGAACAGAGAAAUGGUGGCUGCUGCCAACAUUACAUCGCUAGAACAUAAUUCAACAGACGACACAGAAGACGUUGGGGAUGAUGAUAACAGUGACUGUGAUGAUGAUAAUGAAGAAGAGGCAACAGGAGAGGAAGAUGAAGAAGAGAGGUCAUUAGCUGGUGAUGCUGAUGAGGUUUCCACAGUAACCAGAGCCAAGCAGUUGGCUGAGCAGUUGAAGGCUACAGCCCAGAAAGUUCUGCGGGACCUGGGGAGGAUCUUGGCGAUUAGCCUGCUGGGUCUUGCUGGGAUCACACUGCCAUCUGCCUUCUCAGCCAUUUACUUCCUGCUUUUCAUUGGUAUUUGCACUUGGUGGGCAUGUCAUCUUCCCAUCAGCCACCUGGGUUUCAAUGCGCUGUGUGUGAUGGUGGGCUUCUUCACUGCUGGCCAUAUGGUGUGUCUGUAUUUAUACCAGAGUCUGCUGGCCCAGGCCCUGUUCCCCCCACAAAGCCUGUGGGCCAGACUCUUUGGUCUGAAGGACAUCAUCAUACCAGGAAACUGCACCCUGCCCUAUGACCUCAAUCUGAACAGCAGUCAUGACUGGCCAGUUUAUGUCAACCCAGGAAUCCUCUUUUUGCUCUAUACUACCAUAGUGACUGUUCUCAGAACAGGACGUCACGGAGGCUCUAACGCGGAAAAGCAGCAACAGGAGAAAAGACGCGAGAGGAAAGAAGAGCUGGUGGAAUUACAGCCUUGGAAUGAACAAAAAGACGACUAUGAAGACGACACACAGGUCGUACUCUUGUCUGUACCAACAGAAAGCGGAGGGACUGUGACCGAAGACAGUCAGCCCUAUCUCGGUGCAGAGGCGAAUGUGGCCUGCAGUGGGAAACGGGGUGAAAGCCCAUUCUUCCUGCUGGGAAGAGUGGUCAUGCAGCAGAGUUACGUCUGUGCUCUCAUAGCAAUGAUGGUUUGGAGCAUCACAUACCACAGCUGGUUAACCUUUGUGCUGCUGCUGUGGGCGUGUCUCAUUUGGAUCCUGCGUGCGAGGCGACAUGCAGCCACAUUGUGCUCGCCAUUCAUCCUGCUCUACGGCUUGGCUCUGUGCUGUCUGCAGUACGUCUGGGCCAUGGAGCUUCAACCUGAGCUGCCCACCACAGUGGGAACCAUGAGCCUCGGACAGCUAGGACUGAAUAGAACCCAGUACCCCUGCCUCAGACUGGGAGCUAUGCUUUUAUUUACCUUAACCUUUUGGCUGUUAGUACGUCAGUCAGUGAAGGAAAACUUCAGCAGGAAAAGGAAAAUAGCCACACCACUACAGGAAGUCACUACAGGAGACGAGGAGGCUGGUAAUGAAUCUGUGCUGAAGGUUCUGGGAGGCAUGGUGAUGAGCUGCUAUGCCAAAUACUGGAUCUAUGUCUGUGGAGGGAUGUUCAUCAUGGUGUCCUUUGCUGGAAAACUUGUUGCAUACAAGAUCAUCUACAUGCUGCUGUUCCUGCUCUGCAUGUGCCUUUAUCAGGUUUACUAUUCUCUGUGGAGGCGCCUGCUGAAGCUCUUCUGGUGGCUCGUUGUGGCCUACACCAUGCUUGUGCUGAUUUCCAUCUACACUUACCAGUUUGAAGACUUCCCUGGAUACUGGAGGAACUUGACUGGUUUCACAGAAGUACAGCUGGCAGCGAUCGGCCUGGAGACCUUUGCUCUGUCUGAACUCUUCACUAGCAUUCUGAUCCCCGGCUUCUUCCUGCUGGCCUGUAUCCUACAGCUGCACUACUUUCACAAGCCGUUCAUGAGAAUCACUGACCUGGAGCAGAUCACGCCCAUACACAGAAAAAAGCGCAGCGGCAGGGCAGACCAGACUGGCUCUGCUGAUGUGCAAACGAACCAUGACGAGGACCUUGUUGCAAACACUGAUGAUGACUCUGAAGAUGAAGUGGAGCUGAUGCCUAGUAAAUGGGGUCUGGUGAUGGACAGGUUACUGGAUCUUUCCAGAAGAUUCUCUGACAUUCUCACCACAAUUCAAGAGUUUCUCUGGAGGCUUCUGGAGCGUCACAUCCUCAAGAUGGUGGCCUUCUUCGCUGUAUGGGUCGCCCUCGAAGAGCCAUCCGUGAUGAAUCUGGUCCUGGUUGUCCUCUGGUCUCUGGCGAUGCCUUAUGACCGUUUCAGAUCCAUGGCGUCCUGCCUGUCCACAGUUUGGGUGUGCGUCAUCAUUGUGUGCAAGAUGUUGUACCAGCUCAGUGUUGUUGACCCUGACGACUACUCCCGUAACUGUACCAUGCCUCUUGCAAAUGAAACCAACCUGUUACCAGAGGAAAUGAAAAACUCUUCCUUGUAUAAGGAACCAGUGGAUCCCGCCAAAUGGUUUGGCAUUAGGAAAGAUGCUACAGCACUCGGAUACAGCAAGAACCAUUUAAUUGUGCUGAUGUUGUUGGUUUUUGAGGCAACAGUGUAUCGACACCAGGCUCACCAUUACCGACAACUCCAGCGUUCCCCGCCCGUCAUCCCGGCGCUCUUUCCUGGCGCCACAAGAGACACUUCAGACCAGGGCCUCAUAUCCUGCUUCAAGUAUCUGCUUAACUACACUUUCUACAAAUUUGGAUUAGAGAUUUGCUUCCUGAUGACUGUGAAUGUGAUUGGACAGAGGAUGAAUUUUUUAGUGAUAAUCCACGGCUGUUGGUUAGUAGCAAUCUUAGUGAGGCGGAGGCGGGCAGCUAUUGCAAGGAUCUGGCCAAAAUACUGUCUCUUCCUGUCCAUCAUCAUGAUCUACCAGUAUCUGCUGUGUGUGGGCAUACCGCCAGCUCUCUGCAUAGACUACCCAUGGAGAUGGAAGAGUCCAGUGUUGAUGAACUCAGCUCUCAUUAAAUGGAUCUAUCUGCCUGAUUUUUAUACUGUUCCAAACUCCAGAAAUCUCAUAGCGGACUUUGUGCUGCUGAUGUGUGCAUCUCAGCAGUGGAAGGUGUUUGAGUGUGAGCACGUGGAGGAGUGGAUGGUUCUCGCAGGAGAGAACACAGAUGAACCAGAACCAAUGGAAGGUCGAUUGUUCAACCCUGCACCUAAUUUCAUGAAUUGCAGGAGUUACCUGGACAUGGCGAAGGUUUUGGUGUUUCGCCACUUCUUCUGGUUUGUGUUGUCGGUGGUCUUUAUCACAGGGUCGACUCGCAUAUCUGUGUUUGGACUGGGCUACCUGCUUGCUUGCUUCUUUUUUCUGUUGUUUGGAACGCAGCUAUUGGGCAAACCAUCCAGAACUCGCCUCAACCUGUGGGACUGUCUCAUCAUCUAUAAUGUGGCAGUCAUCAUAUCUAAAAAUCUCUUGUCUAUCCUGGCAUGUGUGUUUGUGUUUGAGAUGCAGAAGGGCUUCUGCUGGGUCAUCCAACUCUUCAGCUUGGUAUGCACAGUCAAAGGAUACUAUGAUCCACAAGCAGUUAGUGACAAGACGUGCAGUCUCCCAGUAGAAGAAGCCGGAAUAAUGUGGGACAGUAUUUGCUUCCUGUGCCUGCUGCUGCAGAGAAGGAUCUUCCUCAGUUUCUACUUCCUUCAUGUGACAACUGAACUGCAGGCUUCUGCCAAACAGGCCUCGAGGGGUUUCGAGCUCUUUAGAGCCAGUAUUGUGAAGAACAUCAAGUUCCACCAACAAGCUGAGAAGAAAUCGCUGUCGCAACUCAAGAGAUCGAUGCAGAGAAUUCGAUCCAAGCAGCAGAAGUACAAAUAUGGACACAAAAUAAGUGAAAGCUCCAAAGAAAGCCCGGCUGUCGAUGAUCCAGAGAUGCAGACAGGAAAAAAGAGGUCCAGGAAGAAGCUGUGGUACCAGCCGUGGUUGGACCAUGCUGCAGUGCUACACUCAGGAGACUAUUACCUGUUUGAAUCUGACAGCGAGGAUGAAGAUGAGCUACAGUCUGAAGAACAGAAGCCUCAGAAACAGACUGCCUGUCAGUUGGCGUAUCAGGCAUGGGUGACUAGUGUGAAAACAGCUCUGAGAGAACGGCAGAAUCGACAGGGUCGACUGAAGAGAACUGAGGGAGACGAAAGAGCUGAUUCACACGAGGCUCUGUCAGUAAAAGGCUCUGGGGAUGAUGAUUACGAGGAACCCAUCGUUCAGGAUGGGGAGUCAAAGCAACAAGAGUCUGGUCGUGGUGAGACGGUGCAGAGGAUCUUGGAUAUUCUGCGUUUCUUGGGGGCGAUAGUGCUGGCGAUGGUUGAUGGACUCACUCAGUGGCUUAAUUUACUGACUAAACAGUACAGAGAGAUUUCUACUGUUUUGUGCAAUGAGCGCUACUUCAUCAUCCAAAAGAUUCAGCAGCGCGGUUCAGCAGCAGACUCCAGAGAUGAUCAGGAAUCUCAGGGCAGUGAAAGCUGCACCCUGGAGACGUGUUUGGACGACACCGAUGCAGAAAAUUCUACCAGGUGCCUGGAGGAUAGCAUAAACCAGUGUACCCCCAAGCUAAGACUCAACAGCAGUGGGAAUAUCCUAACUCCAAAACCGCCAUCCAGCAGUACGGGACUGAUCCCAGACUUAUCCAACCAGCAGCAAGGCAGACACUCCAGAACAGCCAGUGAGCUGCUGGGAGACAGGCAGUUUUUGAUCGAGGAGUUGGAACAGAGCAGAGAGUUUUUUUCCAGCCAGAGCCGUCUGCUGAAGAUGCUGUUUGCCAUGUACAACCUGCUGUCAGCCAACUCUGAGCUGGUCUGCUAUUUCAUCAUAGUGUUAAAUAAUGUGGUCAGUGCCUCCGUCAUAUCGCUGGUCCUGCCCAUACUGGUGUUCCUGUGGGCUAUGCUGUCUGUUCCAAGACCAACCAAAAAGUUUUGGAUGACUGCUAUAAUCUACACGGAGGUUAUGGUAGUGGUGAAAUAUAUUUUCCAGUUUGGAUUUUUUCCUUGGAACAGUAGUUUCGAGAUGACCCUUGAUAAGCCUUUCUUCCCACCUCGCAUCCUUGGCCUGGAAAAGACUGACAACUACAUCAGAUAUGAUCUUCUUCAGUUGCUGGCUCUGUUUUUCCACAGAUCCCUGCUGAUGCGGUAUGGCCUGUGGGACCAUGAAGGCCCCAUGGAGGAUCACAGCGCUUCUCCAGAAACGUUUAAUGUUGGAGUUAAAACUAGAGAAGGAGAUGAAGAUGGAAAGCAAAAGGCAAAAAGAAAAAAAGAAGAGAGAGAGGAAGACGGAGUCAGUACAGCCUCCACGCUGGAAAACCUGGAAAUAACUGAAAUCAGCCAAAUUAAAAAGCCCACUGAAUCAACACCCACUGGGUCGCAAGAUACACCAGGAGAAGAAAUCCUGCCUUGGGUGAAGAGUAUCCAGCCGGAUAAGAGGGAAGGAGACGAUGAGGACGUGACAGAAGAAGUCCCAAAGAAGAGAAGCAGCAUCAGGUUCCGCAAGAAAAUAAAAACUCCUAAACAGCAGCACGGUAAAGUGGAGUCCAGUGGAGCUGAGACUGUUGACUCCAGUAAAGAAAUGAUGACGAAGAAUCAAAAAGGCAGGAAGAGAGAAGCAGCCAGUAAGAGAAUACGGGAUGUGGGACACAAGAUAAAACAUGUCUUCAUUUACGGGCUUCAGAGUGUUUACAGGCCAGCUCAGGGUUUCUUCAGGGAUAUUCUGCACUCUGAGUACCGGACUGCCACCGAUGUCUAUGCACUCAUGUUCCUGACCGACGUCAUUGACUUCAUCAUCAUCGUCUUUGGCUUUUGGGCUUUUGGGAAACACAGUGCAGCAGCUGAUAUAGCGUCCACGCUGUCAGAAGACCAGGUGCCGGAAGCUUUCCUGGUGAUGCUGCUCAUCCAGUUCAGCACUAUGAUCAUUGACCGAGCGCUAUACCUGCGCAAGGCUGUCACGGGAAAACUCAUCUUCCAGGUGAUCCUUGUUUUUGGGAUUCAUCUUUGGAUGUUCUUUAUCCUGCCCGCUGUCACUGAAAGGAUGUUCAACCAAAACUUUGUGGCACAGCUCUGGUACUUUGUCAAGUGCAUUUACUUUGGCUUAUCAGCUUAUCAGAUCCGCUGUGGGUACCCCACUCGUAUCCUUGGCAACUUCCUUACCAAGAAAUACAACCACCUCAAUCUGUUUCUCUUCCAAGGGUUUCGCCUGGUGCCCUUCUUGGUGGAGCUCCGAGCAGUGAUGGAUUGGGUUUGGACCGAUACCACAUUGUCUCUGUCAAACUGGAUGUGUGUGGAGGAUAUUUAUGCCAACAUUUUCAUCAUCAAAUGCAGCCGUGAGACAGAAAAGAAAUACCCACAGCCUAAAGGGCAGAAGAAAAAGAAGAUAGUGAAAUAUGGCAUGGGUGGACUUAUUAUCUUCUUCUUGAUCUGCAUCAUCUGGUUUCCCCUUCUCUUCAUUUCAUUGGUCCGAUCUGUCGUGGGUGUGGUCAACCAUCCCAUUGACGUCACAGUAACUGUCAAGCUGGGUGGAUAUGAGCCCCUGUUUACCAUGAGUGUGCAGCAGCAGUACAUCAAGCCCUUUUCAGAGGAUGAAUAUGACCAACUCGCCAAAGACUUUGAAGACAAUGCUGUCGCCAUGCAGUUCAUCAUUCUCUACAGUUAUGAGGACAUUGUGACAGCCAUGAUUGAGGGUAGUUCUGGAUCUGUUUGGAGGAUCAGUCCCCCGAGCAGGCAGGAAGUCAUUAAGGAGUUACUCGGUCCUGUUGACCUCACACUUCGCCUGUCCUGGAAUUUUCAGAGGGACCUGGGUAAGGGUGGAACAGUGGAACAUGCCUUUGAUAAGCAUUCCAUCGACCUGGAACCUGGGAACCCAGUCAGAGCAGACUUGGCUUCAUUGCUGGUUGGCAACCGCACUGAGCCAGUGCUUGUUCCCAGUAUGUUUCCUAAGUACAUCCGUGCCCCCAAUGGAGCUGAGGCCAAGCCAGUCGGUCAGCUGCACGAAGGUAAUGAAGCUGGAUACAUGGAUAUAACCCUGUCACUAAAUAGCAGUGGGAACCAGGAGUGGUGGGACAUUGCUAUUGCGAACUGUGACUCCUCACAGUGUGGUGUACUACCCAUGGUCAUAUUCAGUGACAAAGUCAGUCCUCCCAGCCUGGGCUUUCUGGCAGGAUACGGUAUCAUGGGGCUGUAUGUGUCUGUGGUCUUAGUCAUUGGGAAGUUUGUCCGUGGCUUCUUCAGUGAGAUCUCCCACUCCAUCAUGUUUGAGGAGCUGCCCUGUGUGGACCGCAUUCUCAAGCUCUGCACUGAUAUCUUCUUGGUGCGUGAGACAGGGGAACUGGAGUUGGAAGAGGAACUUUACUCCAAACUGAUCUUUCUCUAUCGAUCUCCUGAGACUAUGAUCAAAUGGACUCGGGACAUUAUCAGUCAACACCGAGACGGGCAAUGAUUGACUGCCUGAGAAAUCAUGUUUCCCUGGG